Drechmeria coniospora is the source of this 4680-nucleotide messenger RNA. Its product is annotated as DNA replication factor Dna2. The transcript is spliced from 5 exons. Gene Ontology annotation, molecular function: single-stranded DNA helicase activity; 5'-flap endonuclease activity. Bases 1 to 4680 code for a protein of 1559 amino acids. Gene Ontology annotation, biological process: replication fork reversal. The record is from RefSeq and is a predicted model, not a curated record. Gene Ontology annotation, cellular component: cytoplasm. Lineage: Eukaryota; Fungi; Ascomycota; Sordariomycetes; Hypocreales; Ophiocordycipitaceae.
AUGCCGCUGCAGAAGUCAUACUCUGAGCGCGUCGGGUUGGCUAAAAACCGACAACCCUGGCAGCGGUCGCAUAGUCACCCUGUCAACCUGCAAGCGCUGAAACAAAAGCUCCCCCCCGUAUCCGAGGAUACGAAGAACAAGCUCAGCGCAUUUCAAUAUCAGCAUAAAGAGGAUGAUUCGGCAGGUGAUGAUGGCAAGGACGGCGGUGCUGGCGAACCGACGUUCGAGAGUGGCGACAAAGAUAUCCUGACUACGCCACUCACCAGGUUGAACUGGCGAGAUCUCAUGGAACCCAGCGGGCCUGUUGAGGAAGAGGCCGAUAUCUCGCCAAACGACAAGAUUCUGUGGGACAACAAGCAGGACCCUGCCCAUAUCGGGACCCUGUCUCCAAUGAUGGCUCGCAAGCGAAAGCGUGCUAGGAGUUCGUCGCCGAUUUCUUCCCCCUCGGCGGGCAAGCCAAACACGCCGGCGGUCAAUGUCGAAAAACUGACCAGAGCACUCAAAUCGCCUCAUGCCGAUCCGACUCUGGAGUUGUGGGAUCGAUACUCGCUAAGACCCGACAACGCAGCGUCACCGAUGGGCAACAUGAAUCCGACCCUGGCACAGCUGAUGGUCUCCUCUUCGCCGAAAUCUUUUAGCAAGGAUGCGUCCCUGUUAAAGGGCGAGGGAGCCCUGAGGCGUGCUGUGAGCUGCGGGCUGAACUGGCCAAAAAAGAGGAAGAUUGAAAAGUCAAAACUGGGGAGCCAGAGCUCUGGUGAGCAGAGAGAAUUGGAGGCUGCGUCGAAAUCUUCCUUGGUCACCGCGUUGCUCGAUACGGUAAACUGUACUUUGCACACGGGUCCGGAGGAACCCCAGCAGCGUACGGAAUCCCCAUCACCGAAUCGGACGACUGCAGUCUCCCCACACCAGCCUGUCGCUUGCGGACUGGAACCAGCGACGUCCGACUACGGCGACGACGACUUUGACGAGGAUACCUUCAUAGAACUCGAGGCGACUAUGCAUGCCGGCCCGGUGAGCCCAACGACAGUGAAGCCGGCGAAGCUGAAAUCAACCGAGUCGAGCGAGAGGAAGCCAAGAAUGGUGGGAGAGUUUGAUGAUGUUGAUGAUUGCCUAUUCGACAACGAUGAACUACUCGUCGCAUCGCAACCCGCACCUUUGAAUGCGAGCCCAGCAAAGACUACCAUGACGUCUCAACGAACAAAGACAAUAGCUCCAGGGAGUCCGUCCGAUGAGUUUGGCUUCGACUUCGAUGGUGAUAUCGACUUCGACGCUGUUGAACUGGCCGCCACCCAAUCAAUGCAAAAUCCGGAUGCGCCCUCAGCAACAACCGGUCAGAAAGCCAAGACGAUUCAGCGUUACCUAGUCAUGAGCCUAUUAGAGGGCGAAUACGUCGAUCAGUACGGACAGCCACGCCCCGAGAAGAUUCUCAUCAUCCAAGCCGACAGUUCAAAGAUAACUAGGACGGUGCAUCUCCGAGGCUCCUGGUUUGGCACACCUGCUCAUGCGGAGUCGUAUGUGCAUGUCAUUGGCGAUUUCUCCGCCAAGGGCCAGUGCAUCGUCGACGAUGCACAGAACCUCCUUAUCCUCCACCCAGACCAGCUCAUCUCAUCCACCGUCGUGGCAGAUUCUUUUGGCUGCAUGCGUCGAGCAGUGCUACAGGACCGGGUAAAAGCCACCAGCCAGGCAUCGCCGCCUCUCGUCUACGGCACCAUCUUGCAUGAAAUAUUCCAAGAAGCGUUGCUCGUCAAUAAAUGGGACAUUCCUUAUCUCACCGAAGUGAUCGAGAAGAUAACCAGUGCGCACGUUGAGGAUCUAUAUACGAUCAAAGUGGAAAUGCCGAUCGCGAGGGAGUACCUCCUGUCAAAGAUGACGGAGCUUAGCUACUGGGCCAAGGCGUUUGUGUCAUCGAAGCCCAAGGCCGACGCAGUCGUCGAGGAUCGUCACGGCAAAAGGGCUACCAUGGCCAUCACCAAAUUGCUUGAUGUCGAGGAGCAUGUAUGGUCCCCAAUGUACGGACUCAAGGGCAAUAUAGACGCCACUGUGGAAGUCGCCAUGAUGGAUGGCAAACAAACUCGUCAUUUGACCGUACCGUUCGAGGUCAAGACUGGCAAGCAUGCCAACAGCAAUCACAUCGCGCAGACGGCCUUGUACACCUUGCUCCUCUCUGACCGAUACGACAUCGACAUUGCCUGCGGCAUUCUCUACUACAUGGAGACCUCCAAAACAAUACGAGUCCCCGCAAUCCGACAUGAGCUGCGGCACAUGAUCAUGCAGCGAAAUCAGCUGGCAUGCUAUAUUCGAGAGCGAAGCGUCCAACUCCCGCCGAUGCUGAAGAGCAAACACAUGUGUGGCAAGUGCUAUGCCAAGACAUCGUGUUUCAUCUACCAUCGACUGGCUGAUGACGGAGAUGGAGAGUCCAGCGGCAUGAACGAGAAGUUUGACGAGCUCGUGGUGCAUCUUACGCCCAUUCACAAACAAUUCUUCAUCAAGUGGGAGAACCUGUUAACAAAGGAGGAAAAGGAAAGCCAGAAAAACAAGCGUGAGCUGUGGACGAUGACGAGCAGCGAACGAGAGAAGAAGUCCCGAUGCUUUGCUGAUGUGAUCAUCGAGGAGUCAUCGGCCUCGGUGGAUAUGGACAACCCGCGCAUAAACCGGUUCCAUUAUUCCUUCAUAAAACGAUCUCAGCAGCCUGGUUUCUCCUUUUUGGAGUCGGAGCUCUCCGUAGGCGAGCCCAUUGUUGUGUCAGAUGAAGACGGGCAUUAUGCACUAGCGAUCGGCUACGUAACCUCUGUUCGAAAGCAAAGGAUUAGUGUCGCUGUCGACCGAAGGCUGCACAACGCUCGGAUUCGACAGCCCGGUUUCGACGAGGCUGACAACCAAGUGUUUGCCAGCAUCAUGGAGGUGGCAUCGGAAGGAUCGCCAGCAGACCAAACCCGGGGCAAGAUAAAGGCGCCGCCAAUUCGGUACCGCCUAGAUCAGGACGAGUUUAGCAACGGAAUGGCAACGGUCAGGAACAAUCUUGUCCAGAUGAUGGCCAAUGACUUGCCAGCUGCUGCAAAGAUACGGCGAUUGAUUGUCGAUCUGACACCUCCUCGCUUUAAGUCGGUGCCGACGCAGUACACCCUCGCAGAUCGAGACAGCCUCAAUGUCGAUCAGAAACGAGCGAUUGAGAAAGUUAUGAGUGCGGAAGAUUACGCGUUAGUCCUUGGAAUGCCAGGCACGGGCAAGACGACAACCAUUGCUCACAUCAUCCGCGCUCUCGUGUCACAAGGCAAGAGCGUGUUGCUUACGUCCCAUACGCAUACAGCCGUCGACAACAUCCUGCUGAAAUUGAAGUCGGACAAUAUCCCAAUUCUCCGUCUAGGAGCACCGGCCAAGGUCCACCCCGAUGUCCAGGAUUUUGCUCAUUUAGCGGGCCACUCCAAGACGACGCCUGAGGAGAUCAAGGAAGCCUGGCACGGGACGCCGGUUGUUGCAACAACUUGCCUCGGCAUCAACCAUGCCGUGUUCUUGGAACGAUCAUUCGACUACUGCAUCGUCGACGAAGCGUCGCAGAUUACCUUGCCCAUCUGCGCGGGACCUAUUCGGAUGGCCAACUCGUUCGUUCUCGUUGGUGAUCACAACCAGCUGCCGCCUGUAGUCAGAAACGAAGCGGCUCGAGAGGGUGGACUGGACGUGAGUCUGUUCAAGCUCUUGUCUGAUGCUCACCCCGAGUCCGUCGUCCACCUAGCGCAUCAGUACCGCAUGUGCGAAGACAUCAUGACACUGAGCAACACCCUCAUUUAUAAUGGGAAGCUGCGUUGCGGAUACGAAGCCCUGCGGAAGAAAAAGUUGGACAUUCCCCAAAUAAAGGCCCUUAGUCAUGUGCAUUACGAUGCGUCCUCACUCAUGCGACCGGGAACACCAAGAACUUUCUGUACUGGGCCUGCCUCAUCACAAUGCUGGUUGUACGCCCUCCUCGAUAGCGAGGCCCGGGUCCGCUUCGUCAAUACGGACACAGUUCAGCCCAUGGUUCGCGAAGAGGCCCACGGAAAACGCAUCGUCAACUCGUCAGAGGUACGCAUUGUGUCACAGCUGGUCGAGAGCCUUCUCACUGUUGGCGUCCCGGCCAGCGAGGUCGGCGUCAUGACCCACUACCGGGCCCAGCUGUUCCUUCUCAAGGAAAAGCUCAAGGCAUACGCCGGCGUGGAGAUGCACACAACAGAUCGGUUUCAAGGGCGAGACAAAGAUGUCAUCGUACUUAGUCUCGUCAGAAGCAACGAGGCCGGCAAUAUUGGCGAUUUGCUCAAGGAUUGGCGGAGAAUAAAUGUGGCGUUUACUCGUGCAAAGUCGAAACUCCUCGUUGUCGGAAGCCUGAAUACGCUGAAACACAGCGGCAAGGAGAAUAUGCUCAGCCAGAUCAUCACACUGAUGGAAGAGCGUGAUUGGAUUUACAACCUGCCCGCAAACGCUCUUGAUAGUCACUGCUUUGAGGAGCUCGGAACACCCCCAACGACCGUGGGUGCCACGCAAAUAAACAGAUCGCCCAAGGAAUCGCUCAAGGCAGCGACACCCAGCCAACAAGGAAAGGAGAACCGCCGGCCUUCGCCCAAAAGAGCGCGGGUCGGCGAAAGAGUGCUGCUCAAGGACAAGAUCAUCACGAGGGACAUUCUCAACGCCAUGACCAACGGCGCAUUUUAG